Messenger RNA from Lotus japonicus, 1086 nucleotides. Its product is annotated as F-box/kelch-repeat protein At3g23880-like. The coding region runs from base 1 to 1086 and encodes 361 amino acids. Gene Ontology annotation, molecular function: protein binding. Lineage: Eukaryota; Viridiplantae; Streptophyta; Magnoliopsida; Fabales; Fabaceae. The record is from RefSeq and is a predicted model, not a curated record. The transcript has a single exon.
AUGGAAACACCACCGUUUCUCUGUGAAGAACUCCUUCAAGAAAUCUUAUUAUUGCUUCCAGUGAAAUCUCUGGUGCGGUUCAAGUGUGUGUCUCAGUCAUGGAAGUCUAUCAUCUCCGAUUCUCAAUUCAUCAAACUCCACCUUCACCGAUCAUCUUCUAAAACAAAAAACACAGAUUUCGCCCACCUCCGCUUACUGUUAAAUUCGCCAUCGGAAAGCCGUUUAGCCACCACUGUAGCAAUCCCCGAUGAUUACAUCUUCAGUGGAACCUGUAACGGCUUGAUUUGUUUGUGUACGUAUUUAAAAUAUGGCCGUGAAAAUUUUAAAUACUUGUACCGUUUCUGGAACCCAGCUACAAGGGUAAUGUCUCAACAUUCGCCACCUCUACGUUUCACCAGCACCAGCAGCUGGAAUUAUGGGGUUGGUUAUGAUUGUUCAACUGACACCUACAAGGUGGUGGUGGCACUGUCUCACUUUGAGUCUGGGGAGAUAACGGUACAUGUUUACAACAUGGGCGAUACUUGUUGGAGAACAAUUCAAGAUUCCCAUCUUCCCUCUAUGCAUCCUAAAUGUGAUGCAGUUUAUGUGAAUAACACUCUUAAUUGGUUAGCAAUUCGACCAUAUGUUGAAGAUCGUGACCGGUGUACAAUUUUGUCAUUUGAUUUGGGGAAAGAAAGUUGUGCACAACUACCAUGGCCUUAUUGUUCUCAAAGUAGAUAUGAUUUCUACCGCACUAAGCCAACUCUUGGGGUUUUGAGAGAUUGCCUAUGUAUUUAUCAAGCCGAAAAUGAAAUACAUUUUGCGGUUUGGCAAAUGAAGGAGUUUGGAGUGCACAAGUCUUGGACUCGGUUGUUCAACAUUGCUGGCUAUCCAUAUGUUAUUAAAAAUAUUAUGCGCGGGCACUCUUUCGCAAUGUAUAUGUCUGAGAAUGGCGAUGCCUUGUUGUUGUCAAAAUUGGGUUGGUCCCAACUCCAAGCAGUUCUCUAUACCCAGAAAGACAAUAAAUUAGAAGUCACAAACGUUGCUAACUACAUCUUUGAUUGCUAUGCCAUGAAUUACAUUGAAAGCUUGGUUCCACCUUGUUGA